AUGGGGGACCCUUUUGGUUCCUGGAUCCCACAGCAACUAUUUGAUUGGCAAUCACCAAAUUUGGACUAUUUGGGUUCUCAGUGGUUCCAAUCUGGUCAACAGGAUCAUAUUGCUUCACAUAUGAACUCAAGUAUUCCCAUGGUAUCCCCAAAUGGGAAUCUGGGCACCCACCCUUUCCAGGAGCUACCUCACUCAAGGGUUCAUGGUCAGACCAAUGAACAUGAUAGCUGGUUUUAUGGGUUGCCACAUUGCAGACAGGCCAUUAUGCCUGAUCUUGACCCUGUUCUUCCAAGGGAGAGGCUCUACUCUGGCCACAAGUCAAUGAUCAAUCCCAUAGCAGAAUCUGACAGUGGUGGCCAGAAGAGAUUCCUUGUCUUUGAUCAGUCUGGUGAUAAAACAACUCUCAUCUUCAGCUCGGGCGUUGUGCCACCUGCUCCAUGCCUUACUUCCUGGAGUCCUAAGCCAAUUGUUGCCUCCAAGUUGAAUAAUGAAUGCCCUGUAUCAAAGGAGCCUCUAAAUCUCCAGUUGAAUCUGGUAUCAACUGAGAACGACCAUGACUGUGCUGGUUUGGAGAGUGAGAUGCCAGAGGACACCGAAGAACUGAAUGCGUUGCUUUACUCCGAAGGUGACAGCGAUUGCUCAGAUGAUGAUGAUGAUGAUGAAGUUACCAGCACAGAUCAUUCACCCAGUACGAUGACAGCUCACAAUAGUCCACGCUGUUUGUCCAAUAGUAGCAAAGCAGAAGUGGUUGCCAGUUCUGAUGGUUCUUCGACUAGGAAAAGGAAGCUGUUUGAUGGAGCUCACAGCGACGACAAGCCAUCACUUGUGGACACUGCCAGUUCCGUGAAGGUGGACAUCAAAGUGUCCGAGUAUGAAGAUGAUGCGGAAUCCAGGUGCUGUGAUGGGUUGAAUUCAGCAUCUAGCGAAAACCCUGGUUGUGAAUUCGGCAAUAAGAGGAUGAGGAUAGAAAAAAUACGCGAGACAGUGAACGUGUUGCAGAAUUUGAUCCCAGGUGGGAAGAGCAGGGAUGCAGUUGUGGUUUUAGACGAAGCCAUUCAUUACUUGAAGUCACUGAAGGUGAAAGCAGAAGCCUUGGGGCUUACUGCGCUACCAGGUGAAUGGUGA
Molecule: messenger RNA, 1125 nt
Organism: Linum tenue
Lineage: Eukaryota; Viridiplantae; Streptophyta; Magnoliopsida; Malpighiales; Linaceae
Source: the annotation of a GenBank genome assembly